Molecule: messenger RNA, 1161 nt
Organism: Aspergillus steynii IBT 23096
Lineage: Eukaryota; Fungi; Ascomycota; Eurotiomycetes; Eurotiales; Aspergillaceae
Product: putative aminotransferase, classes I and II family
Exons: 3
Coding region: 1-1161 (386 amino acids)
Biological process (GO): biosynthetic process; amino acid metabolic process
Molecular function (GO): pyridoxal phosphate binding; transaminase activity
Source: RefSeq, a predicted model, not a curated record
AUGGGCUCUAUCGUUGACCCCCGCGGCCAAGCCGCCUUUGAGCUGGGCUCGAAGCGCAUUACCUGGGACAUUAUCAGCAAUAUAUGGCAGCCGAAGACCAAUCCGUCUGGAUUUCUCUCCAUCGGAAUGGCAGAGAAUACGCUUCUUCACGACACGCUUCUCAAAUACAUACGUGAUAACUUCCGCCCUUCCGCCGAGCUUCUCACCUACAACAACGGCAGCAUGGGAUCCAAUAAACCGCACCAUGUUUUGAUGGCAAACGGGUGCUUCUCCGCAAUCGAGCAGCUGAGCUGGACAUUCCUCAAGCCAGGCGAGGCGGUACUUCUUGGCCAGCCGUACUACAGUACACGUAUCGCAUAUUUGACGCUGCGGCCCGAGGCAGUGGUGGUGCCGGUCGAAAUGGGAAUUAUCGAUACCUUAAGCCCAGAAGCCGUUGGCGAAUAUGAGAAAGCAGCUAUGAGAUUCGAGGAACGCACAGGGAAGAGAGUGCGAGCUGUUAUGCUUUCCAACCCGCACAAUCCCCUGGGCCGAUGCUUACCCCACGCGACAAUUGACGGGUUGAUGAGUCUCUGCCAGGCACGGAAGAUGCAUUUGAUCAGCGAUGAGAUUUAUGUGUUAUCCGUGUGGCACAAUCGAGUUGAUCGCGGCCCCUCUUCUGUUCCCUUCGAGUCUGUUCUAUCAAUAGACACGAUAGAUCUUAUUGACCCCAGUGUUGUGCAUGUGCUGUGGGGAAUGAGUAAGGAUUUUGGUGCCAAUGGCCUUCGAGUCGGUGCUAUUAUCUCGCAGUCAAGUCCUGCGCUGCAUACCGCACAGAAGUGCCUUUCUUUGUACUCUUUCGUUUCUGGAUUGUCGGAUCAGAUCACUGCGUCUAUUUUCCAGAACGAUGCCGUCACGGAUAGGUAUAUUAAGUCGAACCAGACGAAGCUCUCUGAAUGCCACGAGUUCAUCACUCAGUUGCUGGACAAGCAUGGUAUUGAGUACUCGCACGGCUGCAAUGCCGGAUUUUUCGUGUGGGUGAAUCUUGGCCAGAAGUACCGCGAAGCUCACCCGGGAGAGGACGACGAGAGCCUGACGUUCACUGACAUUAUUCUUCAAAGGUUACUCGACAACAGGGUAUACUCAGCUCAUGGAACGGCUUAUGGAUCAGAGCAUCCGGGGUAG